Messenger RNA from Dinoponera quadriceps, 1887 nucleotides. Its product is annotated as nucleolin-like. NCBI's taxonomy places the organism in Eukaryota, Metazoa, Arthropoda, Insecta, Hymenoptera, Formicidae. Bases 1 to 1887 code for a protein of 628 amino acids. The transcript has 3 exons. The record is from RefSeq and is a predicted model, not a curated record. Gene Ontology annotation, molecular function: RNA binding.
AUGGCAAGCCAAAUUACAAAACGAUCAUUACAUGGGAUAAAAAAUGGUUCUACGAAAAAAGAUAAGAAACCUAAAUUUAAAAACACACCCGCAGGCAAAGUGGCCUUGGUAGACAAUAUGAAAGGACGGAAUAAGAAUAUAGCUCCACGGAAAAAGUUCCAGAAAAAUAUAGGUGUAAAGAAUAAUCAGGAUUCACCUAAAAAAAAAUUGAAACAGUUGGAGGAAAGAGAAAAUUCUCCCAAGGGGAAACAAAAUAUUUCAAAGGAAAAGCAAGCUACGAGUAAGUCACAAAAGAAUCAAGGCAAUAAAAAAACUAAUUUCACAAAAAAAGAGUUAGAAGUUAACUCUGAGUAUGAUUCUGACAUUAAUGAGGGAAUUAUACCACAAGAAGAAAUCAGUAUGAUGGAUGAAGUAUCUGAGGAUAAAGAAGGAUCUGAUAUUGAUGUUCCGGAUAUCUUUGGAGCAAGUUUAGCAGAGGAUUCAGGUAUAGAUGAUGAAAAUUUUGAAGAUGAAAAAGAAGAGCAAAAGGAUGAGGAAAAAGAUGAAGAAAGCGAAGAAGAUGAUGAUGGUGAUGAUAAUAGUGAUAUAGAUGAUGAGGAGGAAACAGUUGAACACAAAGGUGUACAAAUAUUUAAAGGCAUAAAAUCAAAUGCCAAAGAUCAGAAUUUGGAAGUAAGUAAGGAUAAGGUUGAUGAUGAUGAUGACGACGACGACGAGGAAGAUGAUGAGGAUGAAGACGAAAAUGAUGAUGAGGAUGAAGACGAGGAUGAAGACGAGGAUGAUGAUGAGGAUGAAGACGAGAAUGAUGAGGAAGAAGAUGAGAAAAAAGCACUUGGCUUAAAAUCACUUCUAGGAAAAAGUAUGACAGAUGACGACGAUGAUGAGGAUUUUAAUGAAGAAGAUGAUGAUAUUAGUGAUGAAGAAGAUGAUAGUGCUGUAAAAGGUGUACAAGUAAAAGCUGGAAAAGAGAAAGCAGUUAAAACUUUUAAUGGUAAAGAUGUCUCUAAGAAAAAUAAACAAAUAGAGAAUAAACCAUUAUCUCCUGAAGAACAAGAAGAGAUUGAUAAAAGAACUAUUUUCGUGGACAAUAUUUCAAAAGAAACAAAAGAAGCAGCUCUGAAGAAAGUAUUUGGUCGAUAUGGACCUAUUUAUAAUAUACGUUUUAGAAAUACCUUGCCGACGAAAUUAAAACUGUCCAAGAAAGUUGCUGCUAUAACACAAGAUACUCAUCCAAAAGCAAUUAGUGUUGUAGCGUUUAUUAAUUAUAAAUCCCAAGAAUCUGCAAAUAAAGCACUUUGUAUGAAUGCAAAGAAAUUCGAAGGAAAUUACGUAAAUGUGAAAAUUGUCGCUAAAUCAGAACAAGAGACAUACGAUAAGAAAAAAGCCAUAUUUAUAGGAAAUUUGAAAUUUGGUAUCAACAUCAACUCUGUCUGGGAAUACUUUGGUAAAUGCGGGGAAAUAAAAUCUGUGCGGUUAAUGUGCGAUCAUUUAACGGGGCAAACAAAAGGAUUUGGUUACAUUAAUUUCAAAUCUGAAGAUGCUGUAGCGUUGGCUCUAAAAUUAAAUGGUACUGAAAUUGAUAAUCGACUGGUAAGAGUACAGCCAUGUGAGGAUAAAUUAGAGAAAUCGCAAAGCCCAAGAAAUCAGGGAAAAAGAGAGAAACGAUUCAUAUCGAAUAAAAGCCACGAUAAUAGGCCAUCAAAAAAAUUUAAAAAGAACUCACAAGAAGCUGUAGUACGUCCAAUCGAAGAUGAAAGGAAAGUUAAGGGAAAAAAGCCACAAAGAGAUAAUGAGAGACCCGAGGGAAAAGUCUCCAAGUGUUUUCAGAAAGCCGACGUGAAAAACAAGAAGAAGAAAGAGAUGGCAGGCGGCAAGCCUCAUGGCUAA